Molecule: messenger RNA, 2102 nt
Organism: Cucumis melo (muskmelon)
Lineage: Eukaryota; Viridiplantae; Streptophyta; Magnoliopsida; Cucurbitales; Cucurbitaceae
Exons: 2
Coding region: 334-1830 (498 amino acids)
Source: RefSeq, a predicted model, not a curated record
AGUCCACUAGGUACCCAAUAUUAUAUAAAAACUGGAAACUUUUAAUCAAAGAUUGCUGGGUCGUAUGAAGAGUUCUCCCUAAUUAAAAGGUCAGAUGUCUAUCAUCUCUUUCCUAUGCAGAACCAUCAAAACUAAUCGUGUUCUUUCCCUUUUCCUCUUCUUUCUUGAUGCCAAUGGUUUAGAUAAUUACUUUCUCAAUUGACUUUUCUACACUGUAGAAUCUUUGAACUUUAAUUCCCUUCAUCAAAGAGUCUAUAUAUAUAGAAGAAAAUAUCAUCAUUUGUCAGUACAGAGAGAGAAGAGUUCAAUCUUGCUAACCUACUGCAUGCUAACAUGGCUCCUAGUAGCUUUCCUGAUGUUUAUUCUUGGAUACAGAACCUGCCACCACUUUCUCAGUGGAAAACAACUUCCAUCUCAACGCCCAUAUGCUCUUCAAGCUCGACAAACUCCUCUCUCAAUGUUGUAGCAGCCAAGAGCCUUCAUUCCCCAACCAUCACUUUAUCAGUUAUUGCAGAUUUCAGCCUUCCUAUCUCUCUCUGGACUUCAGAACCUUUGAAGACCAACACCAAAUCCUCAAAUUUGUUAGAUGACCAAGAAAGCAUAUCCAGUCUCUUACUUAAUUGCGUUCGUGAUGUUCUUCAUUAUGGCUCAAACCAACAAAAUUAUUUUAACUUGAGUUUCCCCAAACUCAACAUUACUUUCACCUCAAAAGAAAUUUUCAAUCUCAUAUUUCUUACCCUCAUAUUCCUCAUCUGCAUUUAUGAAGCUCCAACCAGUCUACGUUUGGAUGGUCUUACAACUGUCAAAUACCAUUUAGCAAAUUGCUGGUCAAGACAGACAUCAAAGGUGUUUAUGAAACUGUUGGGGUCUAACCUUGAAGAGCAAUGGAUGAGAUCCAUAAAUCUUGCAAUCACCAACUGGAUAUUGGAGCUCAAGGCCAACUGCUGCACCCUCAAAACACCCUCACCUUUGUUCUCUUAUUCAUAUUCAACACAUGGGUUAUGGAAAGUUCAACUCUAUUGCCCUGUCAUUGCAAUGGAUCAUAUCGAGAACUCAAGCAGUCCUUCAACUGAUGAAAGAUUGCAAUUUUCUCUAAAUUAUCACCAGCUAGAAGGGGUUCUGCAGUUCAAUUACAAGGCUGAGGUUCAUGAGAAGUGGAUAAAUCUGAGGGUUCACGUCGACAACAUAAGGUGCAGUAUCAUCCAACUCGUGAACGACACACUCAUGUCAAAACGAGGAGUCGGAAGAUCCGAAAAGCAUUUCCCAUCGAGAAUCUCACUACAAAUAACUCCAAAUAUACAAACAAACAUAAUAAGUGUCUCAGUAAGUAAAUCAUCAGACAACCCAAGAAUCGAAGUCGGAACUGAAAAAUCCCUAGAAGCCGGAUUCGAAGGCCAAAACCCUUACCCAGGCAUAAAAUUAGCAGUCGGAGAAACCGCAACAGCGAGCUUGAAGCCAUGGAAGUUCGAGCAAAUGGUGUACGGAAACACUGGAAUCCUGAACUGGUACCUUCACGACAGUUCGGACGGGAAAGAGGUGGCGUUGAGGAAACCGUCAAGAUUUGCACUGAUAAACCCUAGAGCUUGGUUCCGAGACCGAUACACGAGCGCUUUCCGGCCAUUCAACAAACAGGGAGGAGUGAUAUUCGCCGGAGAUGAGUAUGGAGAUGGGAUUUGUUGGAAGAUUGAGAGAGAAGCGAGAGAGAAAACCAUGGAAUGGGAGAUUAGAGGUUGGAUUUGGUUAACGUAUUGGCCAAACAAACACAAGACGUUUUACACUGAAACAAGGAGGUUGGAGUUAAAGGAGGUUCUCCAUUUUUCAAUUCCGUGAGUUUUGAAAAAUAUUAAUGGAAAUGGAGGGAGAAUUGGCAAAACCCUUCGCUGUUCAAAAAUGAAAUAAAAUCUUAUUUGUAUUUUAUUCCAGUUAGAAUUAGUUAGCUCCCCCAGAAGGUGUUUACGGAAAGAUUAUAACGGGGAGGGUCGGGUAUGUUUAGGAAAAAGGGUUGGAUUAUUUUUUCUUAAUUUAUAAUUUCUGUACUUACGAGUUUUAUUAAUUUUAAUUUUUUUUAUUUAAAAAAUAUAAGUUGUUAAUUUAGUACAAUU